Penicillium nucicola is the source of this 1611-nucleotide messenger RNA. RefSeq names its product glycoside hydrolase family 72 protein. The record is from RefSeq and is a predicted model, not a curated record. Gene Ontology annotation, biological process: fungal-type cell wall (1->3)-beta-D-glucan biosynthetic process. NCBI's taxonomy places the organism in Eukaryota, Fungi, Ascomycota, Eurotiomycetes, Eurotiales, Aspergillaceae. Gene Ontology annotation, cellular component: fungal-type cell wall; cytoplasm. The transcript has 4 exons. Gene Ontology annotation, molecular function: 1,3-beta-glucanosyltransferase activity. Bases 1 to 1611 code for a protein of 536 amino acids.
AUGAAGUUUCGGGCUCUCGCAGCAUGCUUGCUGCUCGUUGAAAGUGCUAUUGCCAGCACCCCUGCCAUAGAAAUCAAAGGCUCUAAAUUCUUCUAUUCAAACAAUGGAACCGAGUUCUACAUCCGAGGCAUAGCCUAUCAGGAGAACUACAGUGGUGGAGGAGCUGGCGGGACUGGACAGACCACCGACUCUGGCUACCAGGAUCCCCUCUUCAACAUCACCAAUUGCGAGCGCGAUAUUCCUUAUCUCACCCAAUUGCGCACGAAUGUGAUCCGGACAUACACCGUGGAUCCCUCCAAGGACCACGAUGACUGUAUGCAGAAGCUAGCCGACGCAGGCAUUUACGUGAUCAGUGAUCUAUCUUCGCCCGAUGUUUCCAUCGAAGCGAGCUCCCCAGUGUGGACAGUGGAUCAGUAUGAGCGAUACACGAGUGUCAUCGAUACGUUCCAGAAGUACGACAAUGUCAUUGGUUUCUUCGUCGGGAACGAAGUGGUCAACCAACCAAACCAGACCAACGCCGCGGCCUUUAUCAAAGCUGCUGCUCGCGAUAUGAAGUCAUACAUCAAAGACAAGAACUAUCGCACUUCGCUCGCCAUCGGCUACGCAACAACCGAUCAAGAAGAUAUCCGAACCACGGUAUCAGACUAUCUCAACUGCGGCGACCAGUCAAGCGCAAUCGACUUCUUCGGCUACAACAUCUACGAAUGGUGCGGCGAUCAAACCUUCCAAGCCUCAGGAUACGAAGCCCGAACCAACGAGUACGCAAACUACUCAAUCCCAGUCUUCUUCUCCGAGUACGGCUGCAUCACCGUGCGACCACGGAAGUUCACCGACGUCCCCGUUCUCUUCGGCCCCCAAAUGAACGAGGUAUGGAGCGGCGGCAUCGUCUACAUGUACUUCGAAACCGACAACAACUACGGCCUCGUCUCAGUCGACGGCAACUCCGUCAGCACCGAAGUCGAUUUCAGCUACUACUCCAGCCAAAUCCAAAGCGCAACUCCGAGCGGGACCAGCAGCGCCAGCUAUUCGCCGACGAACUCGCCGCGCGCAUGUCCAACCGUUGAUGAGAACUGGCUUGCCAAGUCUAGCCCUCUGCCCCCGACCCCGGAUUCCCAGUUGUGCUCUUGUAUGGUUUCGAGCCUGUCGUGUGUGGUCAGCGACUCCGUUAAAGCAGAAGACUAUAAUGAUCUCUUUGCGGAAGUUUGCGGAUACGGUAAAAGUAUCUGUGAUGGGAUUGUGCAUAAUGCAACGACGGGUGAUUACGGUGCCUACAGUAUGUGUGGUAGCAAGGACCAGCUGUCGCAGGCGUUCAAUCGGUACUAUGAGAGCCAGAAGAAGGUCAGUACUGCGUGUGAUUUCAAUGGCGCGGCCAAGGUUCAGUCUGCAAAGGAUGCUUCCGGUAGUUGCAAGGCUCUUGUUAGUCAGGCUGGGGGUGCGGCUGGAACUGGUACUGCUGCUUCUUCCAACCCUACUGGGGGUUCCGCAAGUACUUCGACUUCCAAGGGGGCUGCUGCUGGGACUGUUGGUCCUGCUGUGUUUGUGAGCGGCUGGCUGACCAUGGCUUCUGGUAUGGGGGUUUUGGUGGCUGGAUUUUUGAUGAUGGCGCUUUGA